GAAGUAUUUCCUUCUGAGAUACUGGAGAUACUGGAAGAGAAGUGCAAACUUAAACAAAAAGAAACAGAGAGAGUGCCAGUAGUUCUUAUCUCUUGUACUAGAGCAAAUGCACUCCCUGCAUCUCUGCAGAUAAGGAUUAACACUUUCAUGGAGCUCAUGUAAAAAUAAAUUCUUCUGCUUACAAAAACAAUGUAAUUAUCCUGCCACUUGCAUUCAUUCGAAUAAAGAAGGAAAUGCCAAUGUUUAAUCUCUAAUUUUCUUGCUUUCUUUAGUCCGUCACGAUGAUUUGGAAAUUGAUGAUUUGUAGUGCUCUCUUCCUUGAAGCACUCACAUCUCCGACUCCAUCUUCGCCCACCACUGCCAGCUCUGACAGAGGCCGCUGUCACAUCUACAACUCUGGCCGCUCUGCAGACUGUUUGGGAAGACAGCUCAACAGUAUCCCAUGGAGACACUUUCCAUCCACACUGGAAGACAUAGAUCUCUCCUACAAUAAACUCCAAGCUGUUCAUGCUGAUGAUUUCCUCCACCUCCCUCAGCUCCGCAUCCUUCAGCUGCAAUUCAAUAACAUUUCACACAUUGACAAGGAUGCUUUUAAGAACAACGAACUACUGGAGCAUCUUGACAUCUUCAAUAACUCCCUGCAGGAAAUUCCUGCCACAGCUCUGACUCCUCUCAUGAAUCUGAGAAAGCUGUACAUGUCCAAUAACCUUUACAAACAUGCUACUUUGGCUGAUAGCUUCUCCAGAUUUGUCAAACUCCAAGUUCUGUCUAUGGGCGGCCCUCUGGUGAUGGGUCUAAAGAAAGGCGAUUUUAAGCCACUGAAGAAUAUCAGGUUGCAAGGUUUUGCUAUCAAAUGUUCCUCCAAUCUGAGUUACUACGAGCCUGGAAGUUUGGAAGACAUCCAGACCAUGCAGAUGGGCUUUGAUAUGGCCAUAGAUCAACUGCCAAAUGCUCUUCCUCGCAUGCUGCUUGACCUCGCCAACAAGACCUUCAGCGUCAUCCAGUUCCGCAAUCUCUUUGAGUUCAUGUACUACAUGGGCAAGGAGGACAUUUUCCAAGGUUUAAAAGGCAUCACAGCCCAUCAGCUCAUCUUCCACAGAGGUAAAUUUAAUGAGAAUCUCCUCAGGAUGGCUUUAAUGAACUUACAAGUUGCCCCUAUCAAAAACGUGAGACUUCAGUACAUCGACUUUGCCCGUUCACCCACAUUUGUCGAUAAUGGAGAAGGAUCUAGCAUCACAGACCUGGUGCUGGAUAAGUUGGAUCUUUGGUAUAUCAGCAACCCUGAUGUGCUGCGAUUUGACUGGCGCUUCACCUGGUUCAACAAAAUCAAGCAAUUGUCUAUUCAACAUGUGUACUUCAACUCCGUGCCUUGUGACGCCUGGGUCGAAAUGGAAGGUGUGGAGGUUCUGGAUGUCUCUGAUAAUCGUCUACAGAAUCAGUUUCUCUUUAACCAGCUGUGUGAUUACAAGGGCACCAUGCCAAAUCUUCACACCUUCAAACUGAGCACCAAUGAGCUGACCAGUUUAAAAGACUUGUCGUCACUAACAAGGGAGUUCCAGCAGCUUCAGGUGUUGGAUUUUAGCAACAACAAACUGGGAUCUGCUGAAACCAGUCGGGACUGCGUUUGGCAAAAAAACAUAAUUCGGGUUAUUGCUCAUCACAAUAACUUUGUAAGUGAAGCCGUCCGCUGUCUGCCCACCACAGUGCACUACUUGGACCUGUCCUACUGUGACCUGGACCAGCUGGACAUGACAUACUUUGAGAAAGCAACCAACCUGAAAGAGCUCCUGCUGAGUGGAAAUAAAAUCAAGUUCAUCCCAUCUAAGUGGAAAAGUCCGUCACUGCGGUCACUAGCUUUGGAUGGGAAUUCGUUUGAUCUUAUUAGCAAGAAAUCUUUCCAGGAGAUGCCUCAACUGUCUCAGUUGAAGGCAGGGAACAACCCUUACCAUUGCUCUUGUGACCUUCAUGCUUUUGUUCAGGACACAUUGUCAAAGGGUAAAGUAAACCUCACAGACUGGCCUUGGAACUACAAAUGUUACCACCCAGAGGCCCUGCUCAACACAGAGAUAGCCAACUUCUUCCCAGGCAAAGUUGCAUGUGAUAUCAGACUAGUUAUCAUCAUCUGUGUUGCAACUACAGCAGCUGUGAUCUUGAUAUUGAUGCUGAUUUGCUAUAUUUUUGACCUCCCGUGGUACACUAAAGCCACGUAUCAGAUCAUCAGGGCCAAAUACAGAGCUCAAAAGGAAAAAGCAGCAGGGGAACCAGAGACUUUUACCUUUCACGCCUUCAUAUCCUACAGCCACUCUGAUGCAGACUGGGUGAAGGAAGAGCUCUUGCCCUGUUUGGAGAAUAACAGGAACUCCUAUCGUCUGUGUAUACAUGAGAGGGACUUCAUGCCGGGACGGUGGAUCAUCGAUAACAUCAUUGACAACAUUGAAAGCAGUCGAAAGGUAAUAUUUGUCCUCUCCCGGCACUUCGUUAACAGUGAAUGGUGCAACUAUGAGCUGUACUUUGCACAGCAGAGAGCAAUGGGAAAGACUUUCAGUGACGUCAUCCUUGUGGUGAAGGAGCCUUUGGAUCCUAAAUCUUUGCCCAGCAAGUACUGCAAGCUGAAGAAGAUGCUGAGUACCAAGACGUACCUGGAGUGGCCCCAGCAGGUCAACCAACAGGCGUUUUUCUGGGCACAGCUGAGAAGUGUGCUGGGCAAGCCAACAAUGACUCGAGAGAGGGGGCACAGUGUUAAGAGCAGAACCUCAUCUGUGGGAGGCGUUUCUGUGGUUGGGCCCCCCAUAGAGGAUUGGAGGCCAGAAGCAGGAAAUCCGAAUGUGGACAAAGAAGCAGAAGCCAAAAACGAAAGUAUGAAUAGGAAUAAUGAUGAGCUGUCAAAUCAGAGACACAUCCCUGUGGUGGCACUUUGACAAAAAUGUUACAAAGUGAAGCUUUAACUUUUCUUCAGUACUGUCUUGGUGAAGGAUUGAACUCAGAUAACCUUUUGUUUGUGGGUUAUACCAAAAGCUGGGAGCAAAAGCCAACAUCUCAUUAUGAUGACAAUAACACGAAACCCUGCCUGCCUGUGGCAUUCUGUCAUGUUAUCCCCGAGGGCCGAGCUGAUGCCCUCUGCUCCGCUCUCCCUCUGAGCAUCUCAGGCCGGAUGCCCAGCUGACAGCCGCUGAAAGGCCACAAACUCAGCGGCUCGAAUGAGAUCUCCCAUGUCGCACUCUGGAUAACAAGCGAGGUGCCAGGAAGAUGUGGUGACAGGAGCCACAUUGUGAAAAGGCCGUGUUCUGUUACAUUCCUGGCCAUCAGGUAUGAGAUCAUGAGUGUUCAACUCUAAUGUUCCAGGGUCAAGUCAAAGGCCAUCACAAGGGAAUCUUGGUGGAUCUUUAGAUUCAGCACUCGAGCUAGCUCUUUAAGAAAAUGUGGAUUCAUAGAAAUCCAGCACUUUGUAUUUGUAUCAGUGCUUUGAGAGAAUUUUCCUUAACCUGUUCUCAUCAUCAUGCUUGGUUAGAUCCCCUUGCCAUCACUUUUUAGCACACUGGGUGGCGUCUAUCCUCUAUGGUUUUUAAACAUGAUGUUAACAUUAAGUUUAGGAGAAAAAUUGAAAUACAAAUACUUACUUUUACGCAAACCAUAAUCUGAGUAUCCUUUGUACGUUCAGCAGUAUAUGUGAAUAGGUCAACACUGACCUUUGUUUGUGUCCCAUAUCAAACCAGUUCCCUCCUGGAUGAAAGUUAUGCAUUGUAUUGUGACCCAUACAACCCCCUUGUCCUCCUCACGUUGCCGACUAUGUCACUCUUUAUACUAUAUCACCUGACCUCCGGAGCCCUGAGGGUCUAAUAUUGCUGCAGAUAGGUUACAUUGGAGUUAAAAAGCCAGCUGUGUUUUAUCCGGUCUAAAUAAUAUCUAAAUAUUAUCCGGUCUUAAGUCUAAAUGGUGUCACAUGCAUCAGUAAUGUCUUAUGUUUUCUUCCCUGUAUUUAACAGUUACAUGUAUGGUCAGGGAAUCACUCAUUUGAUUGCUGCCAAAUAUCUUUCUUAACUUGAUAAGAAUGUGCUGCAUGCCUUAGUCAUGUUGAGUCACUGCUUUCAGAGGUGGUCAGCAGCUGCUUUUUGUAUUUUUUAAUUGAUGGAUUUGAGUUGCAUACUGUGAUGAUUCAUGUUUCUUGAAAGCAUUUUUAAAAAAUGUAAACACAAUUUUUUUUUCUAAAUGACUUCACCCCUUUCAUGUUCAGUAUUUAGUCAGUAUUGUGUAACAGUUUAAGAACAUUCCCUUCUCAUCUCUCACACGUUUACAUGAGGCCAUUUGUAGAGUUUGCAAAUGGCCAGUAGAUGACACCAUUGAACUUAUUACUUUCAGUUUGAUGUCCCAGUGAGAGAGAGAGAGGGGGAGAGAGAUGUAAAAUGCACUGUGCAAUAAAUGCACUUUCCAAAUAUAAAGGAAGCUGGCAUGAAAGACAACAUAUGUUUAUUAUUUAUGCAGACACCUAGUAUGUCUUUACUGUAUUUCUGUAUUCUUUGCCUGAGUUAUUAUGUUUUAAAAAGGCUGCAUUACCUCAUUGCCUCAUUUGUAUUACUUUUAAAAUGCUGGACAUUAAUUAUUUUCAUUUUGAUGUAUUAUUGUGUAAUCAAAUAAAAUAUAACAGUUUU
Messenger RNA from Centropristis striata (black sea bass), 4646 nucleotides. RefSeq names its product toll-like receptor 18 (gene tlr18). Gene Ontology annotation, cellular component: membrane. The record is from RefSeq and is a predicted model, not a curated record. The coding region runs from base 282 to 2918 and encodes 878 amino acids. The transcript is spliced from 3 exons. Gene Ontology annotation, molecular function: transmembrane signaling receptor activity; protein binding. NCBI's taxonomy places the organism in Eukaryota, Metazoa, Chordata, Actinopteri, Perciformes, Serranidae. Gene Ontology annotation, biological process: toll-like receptor signaling pathway; inflammatory response; immune response.